CGCGAGCAGAGCAGCGUCGACGGCUGAACGUCGGUUUGACGUCGUCGAGGCGAGUCGAGGCGGCCUCGAAAACCCGUGCUAACUGGCUGCCUGUUAACUGUCUGUGGUACGUUCUAACCGACCGUUGUUCCGCUGCCACGGCCCGAUCGAAGCCGUUCCUCGGUUCUGCUUUUGUUCGCGUGCAUCGUCGAGAGAGUCGAUAUCUCGGCCAAUGGCGUGUUGGACGACGAGAACGGAAACGGAGGAAGCGUAGCUGCUCCUCCGGGCUCCGUGUCUAUCGGGAAGAAGGUACAAGUGGGGUGGAGCGGCGCCAUCCCGACGUUGCUUACGGACCCGAUAACGCCGGACCAUCGUUACCCAGUGCCCUAGUCUUCUCCCGAUAGGUCGCGCCGAGCAUCGUCGAAAAUGUGACUCGAAUUUUGCCGACUCGUACUCGUGGGGACUCGUCAUGAAGCCAGUUAGGACGUUGAGGAUCGCAUCGUCGUUCACGAGAAGGGGUCGUUUGUGUUGACUUGAUGUGAGACGAGAUACUUGGUCGCGUCGAAAAAUCUUGGAAGAAAAGGAAGGAAGAAGAGGAAAGGAAGGACGGUGGUGUGUGGUUUAUCGAGAAGAGGAUAAAAAUCUGUUGAUAAGAAAAGAAAAGAAAAAAAAAAAUAAAAAAAAAAAGAAACAUAAAGUGAAGUAGGAGGAACGAAAAAAGGAAAAACGGGAAAAAAGGGUACCCCGAUAAAAGGGGGCUCCCCGACGGAGGGCCCCAGCUGGCCUGUGCAUGAUUCCGUCACUGGACGGCGGUGGUGACGAAGGGGCUGAUGUCAGUGCGACCACUCGGCGCCCGCUCGGUGGCUCGGAUGCGCGAACGCGACACCCGCAUCGUCGUCGUACCGCGAGUGAAGCUCCCGGCGGAGGCGGAGGCGGUAGCAGUAGCAGCGACCGAUGACGGUGAUGGUCAGCCGCGAAACAGUGGUGACUGCUGACUGUCGGUGUACAAUCAAACGCAAUCUCGGUGUCGCGUACGGUGCCGUGCCGGUCAGUCGGUCGGUCCUGGGGGCGCAGCUUGGAGAAUAAUGCGCGUUAGGCACGUUACGCGACGACGAGGACGACGGUACGUCACGAGGGACCCGAGCAGCCAGCAGCGGGUGCAGCUGCAGCAACGCAAUUAUGUACGCGUACGGUUUCGAGAUCACAUAGUGGCUGCCGUGUAAUUAUGUUGUCAUCGACGCGCGGCGCGCCCUGUGUAGCUUCACGGUGAAAAUCUGGCGUGAGCGGUGCCGCGGCGGAACGGGGAACAUGGCGUCGGUCUCGGCUGAGACUCCAGCCAGCCACGGGCACAGCUUCAGCAAGAAGACGUUUCACAAGCCGACGUACUGCCAUAGCUGCACCGACAUGCUGUGGGGCCUCAUACAGCAGGGGUACAUCUGCGAAGUUUGCAACUUCGUGGUGCACGACCGCUGUCUCAAGGCCGUCGUCUCUCCCUGCUCCAGCAUCGCGGCAAGUCUCAUUAAGAACCCGGUUGCACACUGCUGGUCCGACCAGGUACAUCAUAGACGAAAAUUCUGCAACGUCUGUCGUAAACGGCUCGAUGAUAAUCUAUCCAUACACUGCGAAAGUAAGUCCCGCCUACGUUUGUUAAUUCGUCAAUAAUUUCCUAGACGUGUC
Molecule: messenger RNA, 1656 nt
Organism: Frieseomelitta varia
Lineage: Eukaryota; Metazoa; Arthropoda; Insecta; Hymenoptera; Apidae
Product: diacylglycerol kinase theta-like
Exons: 3
Coding region: 1288-1641 (117 amino acids)
Biological process (GO): protein phosphorylation
Molecular function (GO): protein serine/threonine kinase activity; ATP binding
Source: RefSeq, a predicted model, not a curated record